Messenger RNA from Rubroshorea leprosula, 1812 nucleotides. Lineage: Eukaryota; Viridiplantae; Streptophyta; Magnoliopsida; Malvales; Dipterocarpaceae. The record is from the annotation of a GenBank genome assembly.
AAUUAAAGAAAUUAUUUUUUUGGUGAAAAAUAUCUACGCCGUUGCUGCUGAUGCUAACGAGUUGGUUUGGUCUUUGGUGGCUGAAAUUCAGCUGAAGAUAUGCUUUUGCUAAGCUCUUCUACCGGCGGUCUUGCUGCCGGAAAAUGUUCCAUCAAAUUCACGGCUCCGAUUCAACCUUUCUUCUCCAAUACUACCAUUAAUCCAAGACCCAAGUUCCUUUUCAAAGGGAACACUCAGAAACGCCUUAAUCUCAUUUUAGCUAAGGCCGAGGGUGGCGUAGAUUCUUCCUCUGCAACGAAACAGUCUUCUUCUAGCUCCUCCACUGCAUCAUCCCCUCCGCCAUUCAACAAUGAAGAUACCGUCUUUGUGGGUCAAGAGGGUGUUCCGUUGGAGGGUGUGAUCCAGUUCGACAAACCUGCUUCAUCUUCUUCUUUGAAUAAAUGGGGUCGCAUUGCCCUGCUUUCUGGUGGGGAUGUUUUGGCUUUGCUUUUAUUCUCUGCAAUUGGAAGAUUCAAUCAUGGCCUUCCUCUCUUUGACUUGGGCACUCUACGUACAGCUGACCCUUUUAUAGCUGGAUGGUUCUUGAGUGCAUACUUUGUUGGUGGUUAUGCCGAGGAUGGUCGAGGAAUGAACGGUCUUUCAAAGGCUGUAUUUGCUGCUGCUAAGUCGUGGGCUCUAGGAAUUCCGCUGGGAUUAAUUAUAAGGACUGCAACAUCUGGCCAUAUCCCACCAUACAGCUUUAUCCUGGUAACCAUGGGAACCACUGCUGUUUUACUAAUUGGGUGGAGGGCACUAUUGUUCAGUAUUUUCCCCUACAAAACAAACAAGAACAAUGAUGUAUACCGUCGUGGUAGUCCAUUUGAGCUAUUUGAGUUGCUUACAUCACUGGUUCGAAGGUGGUAACAGUGGACCUUAAAAAAAAAAAAGAGUGCUAAGAAGAAGACCCAGUUCCUCUUCCAUGAAUUUGUACUCUAUCGGGGAAAUCCUUCUCACAGUGUUUCAUCUCACAUAUGGUCAUUGUACUUAUUGGCUACGUUUUUUGACAGGGCUGGACCUCAGACAGAUUGAUUUCGAGCAGAACACAACACGAUUCUUUAAUUUUAGAACACAAUAAGUUGAAAUUGGCGGAUGUGUUGUCCAUUGUGCAGAAACCAGGAGAGAACCAAACCCUAACGCUACUCCAGUGAGUAGUAAUCCACACUGUUGAAAUGUGGUUAUUGUCACCUAAAGAAAUGUUAUGACCUCAUAAAUUUAUCCUUUUUUUCUUCUGAAUAGUUAGUUAUAGUGUUUAGAUACAUUAGUUUAUAGAUUGAUUUUAAUUUGUUAAAUCAAGUAGUUUCUUGAGCUAGUUUAUUAAAAUGAUAUGAUUUGGUUAAGAUAAGGACAUGCUUAAUGUGUUAGAAAUCUGAAGCAUAUUUACUAUGUAAUAUACUAUACAAUAUAUAAUAUGAGAUAGUUCUCUUUUUUACCUUAAUAGAUUUGCAUUUGUCUCAAGAUUUGAUCUUAAAGUGAUCCCUUUAUUUUUUCUUUUUUCUUUUUUCUCUUUUUACCUUAUAAAUGGGCUAGUUCUCUUUUUUACCUUAAGGAAGGUAAAAUGCUGGGCCACAUGGUCUGUGAGGUAGAGACUCGCCCUAUGGUGACCAAUGAGUAAAAAUGAAGAAACAAUGAAUCAGCACCUACAGAGACCUUUCCAUUUUUGCUCCUCUCUGUAGAAGCAUGGUGAAAUUCAAUCAACUAAUUUAACACAAACCCAAAACAGUACUGUAUCAAGAACCUGCUGUGAUUGCUUUAUAAUAAUCUUGAGUUGAAUUC